Messenger RNA from Gossypium raimondii (Peruvian cotton), 4434 nucleotides. Its product is annotated as CST complex subunit CTC1. The record is from RefSeq and is a predicted model, not a curated record. Bases 290 to 4105 code for a protein of 1271 amino acids. Gene Ontology annotation, cellular component: CST complex. NCBI's taxonomy places the organism in Eukaryota, Viridiplantae, Streptophyta, Magnoliopsida, Malvales, Malvaceae. The transcript is spliced from 15 exons. Gene Ontology annotation, molecular function: telomeric repeat DNA binding; single-stranded DNA binding. Gene Ontology annotation, biological process: positive regulation of DNA replication; telomere maintenance via telomere lengthening.
CAACCCUUCUCUUCUCAUUGUUAAAAGAAAAAAUCAACCUUCUCUUUCGCUCCCUUUCGUGACUUGCCUGCUAAUACUCCAACCCGUUUUCACGAGUUAGCGGGUCGAAACAGCAGAACAUAAACUCUGAGUUGCUGUUUUGUUGAAAACUCACUUGGCGGGAAAAGGCUCUUUACCACUCAUUUGCUUUGGUGAUUCCUUUAAAAACCGUACAACAUUAAACUCUGAGUUGCUGUUUUGUUCACUGUCCGAAAUCGUCUUCCAACAUUCAUAUGAAAAUCAUAUCCAAAUGGAAAACGUGAAGACGAUAACUGUCUCCGAUCUUCUCCGCUACGGCCGUCCCCACACUGGGUCUUCAACUCCCGGCCCUUCGAUCAUCUCUGAUCAAAACCCUCAAUCGCCACCUGGCCCUUCCACUUCAGACCCUUACCGGGUCCUUAAACCUCUGCCUCAGUUCGAUUACCCGGCUAUUGUCGUCGGAACCCUAAGACUUCCUACCCUUACAAUAAAAUGUCCCCACAACAACUGCCUUGAAUUUUCAGACGAUUCAGUGGCCGUUUGUUGCGAUUUGACCGGGCUUGAUGUUCGCAUAAUUGGUAAGAAAAUCCACGUUCUUACCUGGAAUUUCAUUAUUUCUGAUCAUCUUUCCGGUGGAUUGUUGGAAAUUGUUAAAUGGGACUUGCCGGAUUCGAGUCGCGGGCUCAGUCGAUGUUCAAGCUUGAUGAUAGAUUCGUUCCCUUUAGUUUCUAAUUUAAUCGAAUCUGUACCUAGCACUAGCAAGUCUAAGUCCUAUCAGAUUCACGGGAUAAUAGGAGCAGUUAGUCCUGUUUUUGUUGUUCCCUGUUCAGUUAACGACUCAAGCUCCAGUAAAUCAAUGAAUCUUCGAGGUUUUCAUGUGAGGAUUAUCACUUGUGAAUGCCAAUUGUGUCGUUCUACAGAGGCUGUCGGGGUUUUAUAUGGAAAAUCAGCUCGUCAUUCUUUUACUGAACCGGUGUUUGUGUAUUUUUGUGGGCCUUCUUGGUGUUGGCAUCCCGUGAUGACGAAGCUCAUCGGGAACGUUGUUACUAUUUCUGGUUUGAGGAUGAAGUUGGUUUUCAUGGGGAAAGGAGGGUCUGAAUUGAUGUUUGUUACUGCAGAGAACUCUGUUCUCCAUCUGCCUCAAUUAUUGAAGAAAGUAAAGAGAAAGGAUGCAUAUGGUUCUUAUAAAGGCACUGUAAAAAAUGUUUAUAUGCAAGGAAUGGUUGUUGAACUGGACAACGAAGCAUGGCUUUUACUAACAAAUCAGUCACUCAUGCCACCUCAUGGUCUUAGGAUUGGUGCCGAUAUUUUGAUUAAAAAUGUGCACUUUGUGGUUCCAAAAUUUUCUUGGGCAAAGUUUCUCGUUCUUGGGGCUUGCACCAGGACCAGCAUCAUAGUAAAAUCAUUCUCACCAUUAAAGACAAGGUGUCUUAUAAUGUCGCAGUCAAAAAGCCAGUUGGGGAACUUCAUUGAGACGUUAGCUUUUUCUACAAGACUAUGGGUCCUACUUCUUGUUUCUUGUUUCCAAAGAAAGUUUUCUGGGAUCUUAUCCACAAAGAAGAUUUUGGGAUCAACACAUAAAGGACUGGUUCAAAUGUUUGCUAAUUCACAUUUGCCUUCAUCAGUGAUUCAAGCACAGCAUGGUGUGGUAAUGGAAUUCAAUAAAAAUGAAUCAUGUUGCUCUACUACUGAACCAUAUCAUGGCAAUCUGAAGUUGGUGGUACCAAUCUCUAAUUUCAUCCAUCAUUGUGAGAAUUUUUGGAUAAAGGAACUACUACCAUCAGAUAAUAUCCUUCCUGUGUCAUGUGGGGGCAAAUAUUAUCAACAGUCAAUAAGGAAGGCUUUUCAGAGUGAAGAUUUGGGUAUCAUUUUAGUAGGAACGUUAAAGAUAUCUCUGUCUUCUGGAAGAUUGCAAUUGGUUGACAUGACUGAUAGCAUUGAUGUUGUUAUACCAGACCUUCCAUCAUUUUGGGAUCCUAAUAGUAUAUUUGAGGUGAUUGAUUAUUGUGUAAUUGUGGAAGGCAUGCCUGAGUCGGUCCAUUCAGGUUUAUCAACUAUUGACCCAUUAUUGCCUGGAAGUCUCUUCCGGGCUUUCCCGUUGGCAAGAAAACCAAACAUAAAAAUAUUUGUCUACUUUCAUUUAUGUAAUGCAACAUGCAGAAAUCGUCUCAUUUAUCCAUCUGUAGAUUCCAGGGAUGAACUGAAUGAAAUCAGUAGUGGAAAAUUCCAUCUUAUCCGCAUCAGACGCAAAUUCCAUCCGCCAUGUCAUUCAAAGAAAUUAGUAAGAUCUGUGUUUGCUGAGGCCGGAGUCUUACCCUGGUAUUUGUUUCUAGCUGAAAAAGAUGGAAGUGCGCAUCAGGGAAAUGUUUUGAGAGGUUGUACUGUUGGUAACCACGCAGAUCAUUCUUCUAGUAAGAGGCAGAAGACUGAUAGUGGAUCUAGUCAGUUGAGUCCAGGAUUCGAGGACAAUUUUUGCAGUGCAUGUUUGGAAAAAGGCACUUCAUCUUUAAGGGAAACUUGUGGGGAUCCUAGUUGUCUGAGAACAAGUUUUUCUCAUGAAAGUCCAUGCUUGGCUACCAUACGAGGUGUUAAUAAUUUCAUCUAUACAAGUGCAGGGACCUUGUGUAGAAUGAAGGCCAAUGCAAGGGUUAAAGCUUGUAAAGGUAGUGCGAAGAAGAUUUUCCUAGAGUUCACAUCUGAAAGUGAUUUGAAGUAUCAGUUGUUGCAGAUUGAUGGUUUUUACUUAAUGAAGCACCAUAUAGAAGGUCCUCUCUGUAAUAUUAAGGAUGCUGAUGAAAUUGGUGUUAAAGUACCAAUGACUUCUGGAACAUAUUUGCGAAGACUUUCAUUCUCCUCUGAGGUUCUUGCUAGUGAUAAAUCAUUGCAUGAUUCUUCUCUAUGUAAUGAAGUCUUUACAAAAGAUCAAGUCCUGGACAUUGGCAGUGAUUGUUCAGUUUCAGAUGUUCAUCUUCAUGUCCCUUCAAGUUUAACAGGUGUUUUGGAGAUGGAUGCAGAGGAACUUGGAAAUGGCCAUAAUCCACCAGGUGCAAACCUAGAGAACUCUAGUGUUUCAUCGGGCAUUGAGACCACAAUGGAUGCAAACCCAGAUGAGAAUUCUGGUUUGCUUGGUCCUAGUUUCCUCUUUCCUGCCGGAAAAUUUUCCUCUCUGCGUGGAGAUAUAAUAGCUGUCCACGGUUUUGACCAAGGGUUUUCUGACAUGUGUUCAAGCCGUGAAGACUAUGGUGAUCUUUAUCGAUAUGGGUUUUGUGAUAGAACAAAAAAUUGUUGCAUUCAUGUUUCAGUGGCCAAUCAAACUGUGAAGAUUUUUGGAUCUGUUGACCAACAUCAGUUCCCUACUGGGUUUGGGUCUGGCAUAAAUGCAACUUUCCAUCGAAUUCUUGAACUUCAGGUCCCAAGUGAAUUCAUGUUAACAUCUGAAUCUAGCGUUGAGAUAAAUUCAAUCAGGACCGUCAAUGAAGCACACAGCUUAGACUGCAAUCUAAAUCAGUUCCGCUGCAGAGUUGUUGCUGUUCAUGUCCUGGUUCUAGAGAAGAGCAACCGGAAAUGUGAUAACAUAAAAUCAAAUACUUACACCAGACCUCAUAGUGUUGACAUUCCACUUGCUUGCUUUAUAUUGGAUGAUGGGUCAUCUUCUUGGUGUUGCUGGGCUAAUGCUGAAAGAGCGGCAACAUUGCUGAGGCUGCAGAACACUGCCAGGACCUCUACCAUGUAUCAUCUUCAAAGAAUUGUAGAGGAGCAUGACAGGAUUACUGUGAAAAGCGCUAGAUCAACUUCUGAUCCUUUUGAUCAAGAUUUCACUGUUACUGUCGGUUCAGGAAGGGCACUAACUGGCUUGGAUGAAGAUUUUGACGUCCUGGUAUCCAUAAUCUUCAAUGCAUGCGUCAAUACAUCCUGGACUGUGGUUGCUGAAGUGAUGGAUUCUAAUGCAGUCAACUCGUUAAGAGAACACCUGGCUGAAAUGCAGAUGCCAAUGCCUCCCAUGGCAAACUUACGAGCCUUAGAAGUUUGCUAUGUGGAUCAGCUAAGUGAGGCCAGAGACAUGAUCCAACAACUUGCGAAAAGGUAACUCUUGAUGCAACAACUUGUUCCCUUCAUGUACAUGUAUCCAUUUGUAAAUGCUGUUGUCCGAUAAGUCCACAAAGAUAUCUUUUUUGUAUAGGCUCUAGAUCCUUGAGCCAGUGUCCAGGAACUAGAUUUUUUGGCAUUCAGCAACAUGGUAUUUUAUAAUUUCAAUUUGGGUAUACGGGUUAUAGAUUCCUUUUGAUAUUCCAACAACGCUCAACCAAGUUUUUUGUUGUUUAUUUAGGUAGCCUUGUGGGGUAUAGAAAAUGUCAGUUACUGUGAUGUGUUAACCUAUUAUCUAAUGGAGUUGAAACCGCCAGCUUUGUAAUUUAA